This is a messenger RNA of Penicillium brevicompactum, 645 nucleotides long. Its product is annotated as HCNGP domain-containing protein. Gene Ontology annotation, cellular component: nucleus. Bases 1 to 645 code for a protein of 214 amino acids. Lineage: Eukaryota; Fungi; Ascomycota; Eurotiomycetes; Eurotiales; Aspergillaceae. Gene Ontology annotation, biological process: regulation of DNA-templated transcription. The record is from RefSeq and is a predicted model, not a curated record. The transcript has 4 exons.
AUGCUCGACCUUGCCGGAUACGAUAGCAGCGACGAUGAGGUAGAGCAGCAGGCUCCUUCGCCUCGUUUGCAGACACAGGAGAAAGAGGUGACAGCCCCAACGCCACAGCCUGACCAGAGCAAAGGCGAUCAGAGUACAGUUCAGCCUUCGACUGAGGUACCCAACGAGAGCACCAAUAUAGCCGCGGCGGCUACACCGGCUGGACCGGCUGGACCUGUGCUUGGGCCCGCAUCUAUAGACAUGGCACCACUUCCAGAGGACUCGGAUAUACCUUACUCUACCCCCGGUACCAAAUCUCGAGAUUCCACCUUCACCCCCGGAUCUCCAAACCCAGCGGUCAACGCGAAAUUUGAGCACUUCCUCUCGCUCAAGAAGCAAGGCGUACAUUUCAACUCUAAACUUGCCAGCUCUACAUCUCUCAAAAAUCCAAGCUUGUUGGCAAACAUGAUGUCCCACGCCGGCAUCACUGAACAAUCUCAGUAUGACACCUCAUUGCCAGCCGAUGUAUGGAGUACUUCUACUUUGCCUCCGUGGGGAUUUAAGGGUGAGCUUUUGAGAGCACAGCACGAGUUGCGACGAAACAUGGAGGCGCAAAAGACAUCGGGCCAGCGAACUUCGGUAGAUUUUGUGUCCGGUUCUACGUGA